This is a messenger RNA of Ciona intestinalis (vase tunicate), 1261 nucleotides long. Lineage: Eukaryota; Metazoa; Chordata; Ascidiacea; Phlebobranchia; Cionidae. The record is from RefSeq and is a predicted model, not a curated record.
AAACAUAUUGUUUUUAUGCUGUUUUAACGUCUAUGCCUGAAGUCGAUUAAAAGUAGCUGACUUUGUGAAUAUAAAUAAAAAAUGUCAGAAUGGUCAAUGGUAAACUCAUACAACCACCUCGGCUGUGCUGUUGGACAGUUCGAUAAUGCACGAGGUUUUGAUUUGUCAGUUAAAUGUCGGACGUUAACCGUUACAGACAUCAAUAACAAACGAAUACAGGUGGUGGACGACCAAGGAAAAUAUUUACACCACUGGAGUGUUACAGUAAACGGUUUACGACUCUGUCCUUUAAAUCUACGAAGGCAAGAUAACGAAGUAGUGGCAGCUGUAGUAGAAGGGUGUGCGGUGCUAUAUAACUGUCCUAAUGUUACAGAUUUCCAAGGUAUAACAGUCAAGUUAUUGCAUACAUUUGGCAACGACGAUCUCGUUUUUCCACGCAGCAUACUCGUUAAUAGUAAAGACCAAUACGUGAUAAGUGAUGUAGGUCGACAGCGUGUAACUGUACAUGACGUGUAUGGCAAGGUGUUACGUGCCAUUGGUCACAGUGAAGAUACAAUGCGAUUCAACUGGCCUUACUAUAUGUGUGCUGACAGUAAAGGUCGUAUUGCUGUGUCCGAUUCACAUAACAGAUGCGUGAAAUUAUUUGAUGAAAAAGAUUUCAAAUUUAUUUCUUCUUUUGGGGAGAACGAGCUCACGUGCGCCACCGGUGUUUGUGAAAGUUUAGACGGAAGGUCGUUUUACGUCGGGGACUACGAUACUAAAUCCCUCAUAGAGUAUUCAACAGAUGGUAAAUACAUUGGACAUAUUGACAAAAAGACAUAACCAACACCUACCGCUGAUAUACAAAAUAGACGACCGUGGAAGGAUUUUCACAACAACAAGGGACGGGUUUGACCGUGUACGCGAAAUACGAACAAAGAUGAUCUUUUUGUGUGCUGCGCAAAAGUUGUUAACAAUAACAUGCUAGAUGUACCUUUAGUUAUGUUGAAAAUAUAGAGUGGGGAAGAUGGGACAUCUUUUAGUUCUAUUUACUCGUCCCAUUUGGUGGUAAACAAACAAUUAUAAAACUGUAUCCUCACGACUCCCAUAGACCGUUGUUACUUGUUUAAAACACGAUCAGGAUAUUUGAAUAUUAUGUGCUAAAGAUGUCCCAACGUUAUACUUAGCAAAAUAUUAGCAAUUCGUAAAAAAGUCCUUUCGUAAGCUGGUGUAAAAGGCACCAUCUUUCAAACAUGAAUAAUUAAAACAGACUGUACGGGUU